This is a messenger RNA of Musca vetustissima, 1569 nucleotides long. RefSeq names its product putative serine protease K12H4.7. The transcript is spliced from 7 exons. Gene Ontology annotation, molecular function: dipeptidyl-peptidase activity; serine-type exopeptidase activity. Bases 1 to 1566 code for a protein of 521 amino acids. Gene Ontology annotation, biological process: proteolysis. The record is from RefSeq and is a predicted model, not a curated record. Lineage: Eukaryota; Metazoa; Arthropoda; Insecta; Diptera; Muscidae.
AUGGCUGUCGUCCCUGGCUCAGCCUCUCAUUAUCUCUGCUGGCGGAAUAUUCUACUAUUCUGUGCAUGCCUAUAUUUGUUUGCUGAUAAUAAAACUGGAGUGGUAGCCUUAAGUAAGCGCUAUCAUUUGGGACGUUAUUGGCACGGUUUCCUUGGUGAACCAACUAAAAUUCCUUCCCUACAAAGGGAACGUGAAGUACCCGAUUUAUGGUUUGAACAGCCAUUGGAUCAUUUUAGUGAUGCCGCAAAUAAGCCAACAUGGAAACAACGAUAUUUUGUAAAUGAUGAAUACUAUCGUAAUGAUAGUACGGCACCGAUAUUCCUGAUGAUUGGUGGUGAAGCUGAGGCCUCAAAGAAAUGGAUGCGUGAAGGUGCCUGGAUCCAUUAUGCUGAACAUUUUGGUGCAUUAUGUUUUCAAUUGGAACAUCGUUUCUAUGGUAAAUCACAUCCAACAAGCGACCUCUCAACCGAAAAUUUGCAAUAUUUAACAUCUAAGCAAGCCCUUGCCGAUUUGGGCGCAUUCGUACUGGCCAUGAAGGAACAAUAUAAUUUGGCACCCUCACAAAAAUGGAUUGCAUUUGGAGGUUCUUAUCCUGGAUCGUUGGCUGCAUGGGCUAGGGAAAAAUAUCCUGAUUUAAUAUAUGGAUCCAUAAGUACCAGUGGACCACUACUUGCAAAAUUGGAUUUUACAGAAUACUUUGAGGUUGUCAAGGCAUCAUUGGCCAGCUAUAAAUCCGAAUGUGUUGAUGCUGUGGCUAAGGGUUUUGCCCAAGUUGAAAUACUUUUGAAACACAUGAUUGGUCAACGUACUUUGGAUGAGAAAUUUAAGACCUGUACCCCCAUUAAGGAUUCAAUUGAAAACAAUUUGGAUAUUUCCAAUUUAUUUGAAAAUAUUGCAAGUGAUUUUGCUGGUGUGGUACAAUAUAAUAAAGACAACAGUCCACAUGCAAAAAUUACCAUCGAUGAGGUGUGUGAUGUUAUGUUGAAUACAACAAUUGGACCUCCGGUUACACGUUUGGCAGCUGUCAAUAGUAUGAUUCUAGAAGAGGCCAAUGAGAAAUGUUUAGAUUAUAAAUAUGAUAAAAUGAUUAAGGAAAUGCAAAACAUUUCAUGGACAUCGGAAGUGGCCAAGGGGGCACGUCAAUGGACCUGGCAGACAUGCAAUGAAUUUGGUUUCUAUCAGACAUCAGAAAAGCCCAGCGAUACAUUUGGUGAUCGUUUCAAAUUGGAUUUCUUUGUCAAGCAGUGUAUGGAUAUUUAUGGUGACAACAUGAAUUCCGACUACCUGAAUUCGGUUAUUUCAUCAACCAAUGCUUAUUAUGGGGGCUUGAAACCCACAACUACAAAUGUUUUAUAUGUUCACGGUUCCAUAGAUCCCUGGCAUGCUUUGGGUUUGAUAAAACCCAUAAAUAAAAAUACUCCAACUAUUUAUAUUGAAGGUACUGCCCAUUGUGCCAACAUGUAUGAACCCAUUAAAACUGAUCCACCUCAACUGGUUGAGGCACGCCAUAAAAUUUUGAAAUUCUUGGCCCAAUUAUUGGAAGGGUAUACAGCAACAAAAAUGUAAAAU